Molecule: messenger RNA, 825 nt
Organism: Phaeodactylum tricornutum CCAP 1055/1
Lineage: Eukaryota; Bacillariophyta; Bacillariophyceae; Surirellales; Neidiaceae
Exons: 1
Coding region: 1-747 (248 amino acids)
Source: RefSeq, a predicted model, not a curated record
AUGAAGGCUUUUUCUUUAUUGGUAUUAUUAUCCCUUCAAUGGCAGAAUUCGGUCGGUUUUGGGACGCACGCCCCCUUGCGUACACUCCCAGUGGCUCGCUUGGCCAACACGCGUUCCAUGUCGACCGCUGCGAUUUCCGACAGCAAUGACGAAACCGUGUUGAAACAGUUCGAAAAGAAAGAGCUGCAGCUACUGAAACGCAAACAAGAAGCCCUUGCCAAACUGGAAGAAUAUACCAAGACUUUAGAAAACCUGCAGUCGCAAAAAGCCGAAUACUUGGCUGCUGGCCAAGUAGCGGAUGCCUCCGCCGCCGGUUCAUUUUCGGAGACUGCCCUGCGCUCUGCAGUCAAAGCCUUUUUAUGGCGAAUCAUCGCCGGUUCUAUUACCUUCGCAACAACUCUGCAAUUUUCUGGAUCCGUAAAGACCGCGAUGCAGGUAGUGGCCGGUGAUUUCUUUUCCAAAGCCUUCACCAUGUUCAUUGGUGAGCGCCUCAUGAACAAGUCGCAGGCUGGACGGAAAAAAGGAGCCGACGAUGUCGGACGGUCCUUCGCUAAGGCUCUCAUUUGGCGGUUGUUUGCCAUUUGCAACACUUUGACGAUGGCUGUCUUUAUUUCCAAGGAUCUGAGCGUGGCGUCCAAGAUUGCCAGCACUGACGCCGUCUUUAAGACGGCCCUCAUGUUCUUUUACGAACGCGUCUGGGCGAAAGUAAAGUGGGGCAAAGACUAUUUGCUGGAAUUUUCUAUCUGAUAUGCCCCAAUCGAUUCCACGGUGAAAUGGGAAAGGUGGCUGGCUCGUAUGCAGGAGGCGGUUUUCUUGGACCUCAUU